AUGAUUUAAUAAUAAUUGGUGUAGAAUGCUUGUAAAAUAUUAAAUCUUUUAGUUAAAGCCCAUUUUGUUAAAAUGAUUUAUAUUUAGGUCAAUUUUAAUAGACAGAAAGUUUCUAAUGGAGCCGAUGAAAAUGAUGAUAGUUUAUAUUUUUGCAUAAGGUGUGAAAGAACCGCAAUUAAUGAUAUUUAUUCUUUUACUUAGGCUUUUCAUAUAGCUCAAGCCCUUUUACAUUAAAUUGCCAGCUGGAGACUAUAAGUGCUUAUUUUUAAGUUCAUAAUUAUGCAAAGGAUAUGCUUUAUAGCUUUCAGGAAUAAGAGGUAUAAGGUGUUCUAAUCUGAAUUUAUUAGAAGACUGAAGUGUAAAAUUGAUAGCACUAAAUUUUCUAUAAUAGUAGUUAACAAUUGCCUAAAACCCUAUUUAAAAGCUCUAAUAAUUAGGGUUAUUAUGCCCUAAUAGAAUCGUAUAUAUUGUUUUGAAUACUAAGAUGAUAAAUCUUCAUUAAAAAGCACACUGUAUAAAGAUUUGAAAAGCUUUAAUAUUGAUUAAAAGAUAUAAAUUGGUUGUUCAAUUUGUGAAGAUGGCUUUAUUUUUGACUUUACAUUGGGGAAUGUUUAAGAAAAUAAUCAAAAAAUUUAAACUUAUUUAAGAUCAUUUUUCAAUUUUGAUGGAAUUGAAAUAUGUACUCUCUCAGCCGAAAAUAACUUUACUGUUGCACCUGAAAUUGUUAAUUGUGAUAAAUAUAUCUCUUUUUAUAAGGUGUUCUCACUCCUUUAUCCAAGCUACAAUGCAUAAUCUUUAGGGAAGGUUAAGUGA
Molecule: messenger RNA, 813 nt
Organism: Paramecium tetraurelia
Lineage: Eukaryota; Ciliophora; Oligohymenophorea; Peniculida; Parameciidae
Exons: 1
Source: RefSeq, a predicted model, not a curated record